Messenger RNA from Seminavis robusta, 807 nucleotides. NCBI's taxonomy places the organism in Eukaryota, Bacillariophyta, Bacillariophyceae, Naviculales, Naviculaceae. The record is from the annotation of a GenBank genome assembly.
AUGAAGAUCUUUGUUUGGUCGGUGGCAGCCACCGCGAUUCUAUUGCGCGUCCAAGAGACCGUGUUGGUGACGGCCGAGAUCUUGAACGGCGUUGGAACGGUCGAGGAGGGAUCACCAGUGAUCUCAAAGGAGAACGAGGAUGGAUUCACCUGGGUUCGUGGCGACGUUCCUCAGUGGAUGAAUGAUCUCGAGAUGGAGGAGGACGAGAGUGACGACAAGGGUGCACGACGACUCCAAAGUGGAUCCAAGACAGAGAUGGGAGAGGAUAUCACCGAGUCUUCUUUUGUGGAGGCCAUGGACAACCUUCGCGGCAACUUCUCUCAUGCAAUGAAGUACAUUGAAGGAAUCUUUGGAGUUAGCGAUGAAGACGAAAGUGGAGAAGGCGAGACGAGUGCCUACCACGUAGAUGAACGCCAUCGACGUGCAGCUGAGGCCAAGGCUAAGGCAGGAUUGGGCGAAUAUCGUCAGUAUGCGGCUGACAUCGCUAUCGAGAUUGCCAAGGACAACGUUAACUUUGAAUUCGAGCACGUCUUUGUGCGCGAUUGUGAAUGGGGACAGAUUAUCACGGGCGGAGACGGAGACUGGUCCGCCAUUGUGAGGCGCAUGAUGGGCUUCCAUUCUUCCUUGCUUGCAUUCAUUGAUGCACUCAAGGAUAUCGAAGAUAGAUUCGUCCGCAUUAUUCCUGAGAGUCAUCACGAUGAUGAAACCAAAGAACAGAUUUUGAAUGGUGAGACUGUGUGUGUGCAUGGUUGCUUUGCGUUGAGAUGUGUGUUAGUUGGAUCUCUAGAGGGGGUCAUUGAGUUUUAA